This is a messenger RNA of Exophiala mesophila, 2401 nucleotides long. RefSeq lists its product as uncharacterized. The transcript has 2 exons. NCBI's taxonomy places the organism in Eukaryota, Fungi, Ascomycota, Eurotiomycetes, Chaetothyriales, Herpotrichiellaceae. Bases 52 to 2190 code for a protein of 712 amino acids. Gene Ontology annotation, cellular component: plasma membrane. Gene Ontology annotation, biological process: iron ion transport; intracellular iron ion homeostasis; copper ion import. Gene Ontology annotation, molecular function: ferric-chelate reductase activity. The record is from RefSeq and is a predicted model, not a curated record.
GCUGCCUCAAGAUGUCGGCCUGUGAUGUGAUUAUUCCCAUUCAUUUUCAUUAUGCCUGCACACAGAUUAGGUGCCACAACCCUGAUGUGGCAUCUCCUGGUCAUAUGCCUCACACAAGUCGCCGCUGAUGGAUCUGGCAUUCUCGGGGCUGGUAAAUGGCUCUACAGGCCUACCUGUGCACACUCUUGUCGCCGGCUCAUUAUUAAUUCACCUCUCGUCUGCGACGAUGACGCCACAAGCGAUCACACAUCUGGGUCUCACGGCCAAUCCGCCGCUCCUUCCACAACCUGUUUUUUGAAUAAUAUGCCCUUCUUGCGCACAAUGGCACUGUGUCUCUCAACUCAUUGUGCCUCAGAUGAUAUACCUCUGUCAACGCUUCAGGAAUACUGGGAGGCUCAUCUUGCUACUGGAACGCUGUCAAAUCGCCUCCUUACACCUGCAUUACCUUAUCAUUCGGCUUUGAGGGAUGCAGAGUUGGAACAAGCCAAUAGGAGACUGGGAAAUAUAAACUCCGGGGAACCCCUCAACGAGACCAUGCUGGUUACCGUCGAUGUCUUCCUUCCAUGGUAUAACUACCAAAAGGGCUUCGAGGAUGGCGAGGUCGGUCAUGGCCGAAACAGUAUCGUCGUAACAACCACCGCCGUUGGCCUCCCUAUACUCAUCUCCCUCUCCACUUUGCUGCCAUAUCGCUGGAUUUCUCUUAUUUCUUACCAUCUCGACCAACCCCUUGUUGGGUGCGUCUAUCGCGUUGCCUUUCUCAAAGCUGGGACCAUGCCAACCCUUGGACAGGCACUUUUCUUCGCCUAUCUUGUCGUGAUGAAUGUCAUCCUCAUGUGUCUUCCGUUGAGUCUGCGGCAGCCAAACGCUCGUCUCACUGAGCCCUCUCGCCAGGCCUUGCAGGUCAUUGGUGAUCGUGCAGGUGUGUUGGCGGCAGCAAAUCUGGUGCCACUCUUGCUGACAUCGUCUCGCAACAACAUUUUACUUUGGCUGACCAAUUGGAGCCACACAACGUUCCUUCUCACCCAUCGUUGGCUAGGCUACAUUGUCAUCGUUCAGACGGUUGUUCACUCGGCAGGUUUGCUGCAUUACUCCCUCUUAUAUUCGAAUCAUGCAGCUGAUGCCAAAUUGCCAUACUGGUACUGGGGAAUCGUUUCAACACCUGCUCUCUGUCUGGUGUGGCCGCUAUCCAUACUUCCCUUGCGUCAAAGAGCCUAUGAGAUCUUCCUCGUUACCCAUCAACUUCUCGCAGCUUUGGCCAUGAUCACUUACUUCUUGCACAUUUGGUAUCUUUUCAAAUAUAACUGGGGUUACGAAAUCUGGGUGUAUGUUGCAGGAGCCAUCUGGUUCUUGGACCGGUUGCUCAGAAUUUUCCGAAUUGCUGCAAAUGGCACACGAACUGCUGUCAUAACAUCGCUGGGGGACGGCAGCGAGCUUCUGAAUGUCCAGAUUGAAGGUGUUCUUGCCGAGGGACACGUCUAUCUUUAUUUCCCAACACUAACGUGGCGGUUUUGGGAGAACCACCCCUUCUCUGUAUUGUCUUCAUUCGACUUGGCCGCUGAAACACCUAUGACGGUUGAAUCUGCUGGUGAUCCAGAGACAACGGCCAAGAGGUCUGCCACCGCUCAAAUGGAACCUGUGACGAGAAACCCCAACCCAGGCCAGGUUAGGCGCGAGGCGGCUCCGGGGAUUCGUCUUCUGCUGCGACCGCAGAAUGGUUCCACGUUCAGAUUGCUCGAGAAGGUACAAUCCAAAGGGUCCCCCUUGUCAAUACCAGUCUGGGUUGAGGACUCCUAUCAUACACAGUCAACCAAGAAACUUCUUCGUUGCUCCAGCCUUCUAUGCAUUGCAGGAGGGGUCGGCAUCACAGCCGUUCUGCCGGUCCUGCGAUCCUAUCAUGGACCCUCGGCAAAGCUGUUCUGGGGUGUGAAGCAUGAUGACAUUGUCAAUGCCGUCGCAGCGGAGAUUGACGGACUCGGAGCUCGCAUACAAACAGAGACCCUAAUAGGGGAGAGGCUAGAUGUUGAGACUAUUGUCCAGGAUGAGAUUCUGAAUAGUGAGGCCCGUGGAACCGUUGGCAUCAUGGUAUGUGGCCCGGCGGAAAUGGCAGACCAUGUCAGACUCGCAAUUGGGAAAGUGGCUGGGCGCACAAAGAGGGGCAUCAUUUUCCUUGACGAGGCCUUCGCUUGGUGAGGACUUGAGCCGGUUCUCGCCGUUUCAUGUUUGUGUGGAUAUCUAGACAGAUGCAUUCUUGCAUAGCGAGAGGGUUGGUAACUUUAUACGCAUUAUGGAGCGUAGCUGCAGUGGGUGGACUGAAAGCAUGGUCAAUGAACUCGGUAGACGAGACAAUUGAACGGCGGACUUGUUGAUUGGUACAAGUGGGCUGAAUUGACGACAAGUAUUU